AUGACAUUCUCUCCUACCAAUUUGCAUUCCUUAUCGAGCCCCCUACUAUGGAACGCACCAAGUCAAGAACCUGUCUAUCGCAAAGUGGCGAUAGUUGAAAAUUUCUUCGACAUCAUUUAUACUGUUCACGUUGAGUUGGAAGGCAGACCCGGUAAACAUGCUGGUCAAAAACGGACUUAUAGAACGAUUACGGAGACCUACGCAUUCCUGCCUCGGGAGGCGGUCACCCGUUUCCUCACCGGGUGCGCUGAGUGCGCCCGGCGCCCGCGCAGCGCCUCCCCCCCGCCGCUGCCCACCCCCUCGCCCUCCCCUACCCGCCACCCCACCUACCUGCCGUUCCUGCCGCACUGCGCCGCCGACUACACGAGAAACUGGGAGUCGGAAAUCGACGCGGCGCACUCCAACUACGCCUACGAGCCGAAGUUCGACUACACGGACCUCCAGCCGUUGAAGAAGGCGACCGGUUUCGACGCGACGCCAUUGCUGAACAGAAGUUCGUCGGUAGAACCGGCGUUCAGAGAGGAAGAGCCGGUACGCGCCGACCCCGAGAUAGACAAGGACGACAGCCUUAUAGACGUGGAAGACGUGAAAGUCGACAGCCCACAGCCCCUGUCGGUGCCGCUAGAGAAGGAAGAGGAGAAAGUCAAAGAGGACACGGAGAAAGAAGAAAGGGACACCGCCGAUGAAAGCGCCAAGGCAACGGAGAACGCAGAGACGAAAGAACAGACGGUUGACGUGAAAAAGGAGAAGAAAUACAAUCCCUUGGACGUCGCCAAUUUGACGUCGAAGGAUCCGCCGAAAUCGAGGUCCCCGCCCAAAAAGAAAUUGCUGCCGUCGAGUAUAGAAUAUUCAAACUCGUACGCGAGGUACCCAAAACCUUGGAGGCCGGAUGGCGGAUUGUACUACGCCGGGGAGGAUGUAGAUUACAGCGUACCCAUCACUACGGCGUAUUUGAAACACAUGAGGAGUAUGGCGUAUCAAGACAGCUUAGACGGAGAAAGCAAGCUGCGACCUUUUGCGCGGCGCGAUCCUAAGGGUCACUCGCAGUCCGUAAGAGGGGCACGGUCGGUCCCUGCGACCCCCGAAAGCGCCCCCUCGCCCCCCGGCGGUGCGACUUGUAAGAUUGAUUGGGGCUCCUUCAGUCCAUCGCCGGCCGCCCCCCGCGGGAGCGACCCUCCCCCCCUUUUUUCUCGGGUACUAAGCACGCGGAUG
Molecule: messenger RNA, 1212 nt
Organism: Iphiclides podalirius (scarce swallowtail)
Lineage: Eukaryota; Metazoa; Arthropoda; Insecta; Lepidoptera; Papilionidae
Source: the annotation of a GenBank genome assembly